This is a messenger RNA of Colias croceus (clouded yellow), 919 nucleotides long. RefSeq lists its product as uncharacterized. The coding region runs from base 69 to 782 and encodes 237 amino acids. Gene Ontology annotation, molecular function: DNA binding. NCBI's taxonomy places the organism in Eukaryota, Metazoa, Arthropoda, Insecta, Lepidoptera, Pieridae. The record is from RefSeq and is a predicted model, not a curated record. Gene Ontology annotation, cellular component: transcription regulator complex; nucleus. Gene Ontology annotation, biological process: regulation of transcription by RNA polymerase II. The transcript is spliced from 2 exons.
UAUUAUCCUCUUUGGUCUGUGCGCGCGAGCAUUCGCAUUUUCCUUGCAGUGCAACGAAUACAGAAGUGAUGGAGGAUGAAGAAAAACUUAUUUAUUUGGUGCAAAUGUACGACUGCCUGUACAAUAUCAAAUCAAGGCAUUACAGCAACAAACAAAUUAAAAAUAACGCUUGGCAAAAAGUGGGCGCUGAAAUGAAUAUGUCUGUGGAGGAUUGCCAAAAGUCUUGGAAGAAAUUACGAGACAGUUAUAGAAAGGGCAUUUUAUUAAGAGAGAUUAGAAGUGGGUCAGCUAGAACAGUAGAACGCCCAUUAAAAUUUGAGAAAGAAUUAGAAUUCAUAAAACCCUUCAUGAAAAGCAGGAAACAAAUUUCAAAUUUAUCAAGUUCGCCAGAAGAUUCAGAUAUUACCACAGAUGGCGAAAAUCAGUAUAUGUCACCAAGACCGCAGUCGCAGCUAUUACCGUCACCACGUCCACAGUCGCAGUUAUCAGCGUCGCCACGGCCACAGUCCCAGCUAUCAACCCGGACCUCUUCAUCCAACGAACAGCCUCUCAAAAUGUCAAAUUUAUUAUUCAAACAAUAUAUUGAAGAAAAGCAAAUAGAACAUGACCCAACCAUUAGUUUUUUCAUAACGAUGGGUCGAACUGUGAAAACAAUGCCUAAAAAUAUUCAAGCCAAAUUAAAGGGCGAAAUUUUCCGCCUUAUAAAUGAAACGGAAAUAAGACUUGCCGAUGACACCAAAGGUCAAAUCAAUCAAAUCACAACAAAGGUCCUCUUCCUCUGAUUCUGUAUUGCGCGUAGAGGAUUACGAAACCAAUAUCGAUACGACAUAUUUUGACUAUUAAAGAACUAUUGCCUAAAUUUUCUUUCUAUUUUUUGUUAGAAUAGUGUAUUUGAACAAUAAAUAACAAUACAAUGGAA